This is a messenger RNA of Mus caroli (Ryukyu mouse), 3147 nucleotides long. Lineage: Eukaryota; Metazoa; Chordata; Mammalia; Rodentia; Muridae. The record is from RefSeq and is a predicted model, not a curated record.
CUGAUCCCAGGGCCCUUCACCUCCUGACGCCUGCCUAAUGGAGGUUGGACCUAGUGUAUAUUCCACAUGAUGGACUUGAGGCCCUAAGUAGGUGGAAAGGACAUGAGAUUGAUUAGAACUCAAAGGCGUACUCCCGGCGGGCCCCAAAAUCGGAGAAACAAACUUACAGCUCCUUGGACACAAUGCAAGGUCAUUAUUGUCUUGUGUGCAACUCACUAGCUUGGAAGUCAUCUGUUCCUGGCUACCAGUCCCCCAGAGAAGUCACAAUUGACCUUGCCACCACGGCCCCUCCCUGCCUGUGUAACUGACUGAGAAAGGUGGUAUUUAGUGACCCAAAGUUAACUGUUAUCAGGUGGAGACCCCAAGGAAUCCCAAAUUGAUGUUUAAGUCUUUUAAAAAUUAACUUUAUUGCCGAAUUCUUAAUGACGGAUUUAUAAAUACUUGAGUUUUAAAAGCUGAAGGGUUGUUCUUUAUCAAGCCUUGUGUGUACAACUGGAAGGCUGAGUGCUGUCAGCAGUUGUGUCUCUGGUCUGAACUGGUGGCUUGUUGUCUGCCUAGCAGGUCUGUGAGGUGUUUAUCUGUUGGCUGUUUUUUUCCCCUGGGACCCUCUAGUCUGUACCUAACCUGACUAUUCUCUGACGAUACAGGCUGCCUGGAACCCUGUUCCUCUUCUCCUGUUUGCCAGUCACCAUGGGUGCCUCAGGAGUAUCUCCACUAUCUCCACACACCUGAGCAAGGGCCAUGUGCAUUCAUAACCUAGUCUCACUGGCUCCUGGGCUGCAGCACACUGAGCACUUCCAGUCAGAGCUCUCUGGGAAUCCCUGCUGUGGUUCCUCCUGCACCCGUGAAGUAGCAGCAGGCUGGACUGCACAAAGGACAUGGCAGCAGCCAACUUGGAGAAAACCUUCUUCCAAGAAGGAAGUGUUUCCUGCUGUCCUCUCACUACUGGUUUCUGAGAGUUGGUUUGGGGUUUCCUUCUUGACAGUGGGGUGCCAGGCCUCCACUUCCCAUGUGGUUGCUACAUGGAUUGUCAGUGUAGCUUGGCAGGGCUUUGUGGUGUGUGGGGGUUAUAACUCACAUGGCUGCAGCCAGUGUGACUUCCCCUGGCUCCCUAGAUCUGCUACAGCCUGGCUUCUCCAAGACCCUCCUGGGGACCAGGUUAGAAGCCAAGUACCUCUGUUCAGCCUGCAGAAACAUCCUGCGGAGGCCUUUCCAGGCCCAGUGUGGGCACCGCUACUGCUCCUUCUGCCUGACCAGCAUCCUCAGGUGUGCAUCCAUUCUCUCCAGCUCUGGGCCUCAGAACUGUGCGGCCUGUGUCCAUGAAGGCCUGUAUGAAGAAGGCGUUUCUAUUCUAGAGAGUAGUUCGGCCUUUCCAGAUAACGCUGCCCGCAGAGAGGUGGAGAGCCUGCCAGCUGUCUGUCCCAAUGAUGGAUGCACUUGGAAGGGGACCUUGAAAGAAUACGAGAGCUGCCACGAAGGACAGUGCCCAUUCCUGCUGACAGAGUGUCCUGCAUGUAAAGGCCUGAUCCGCCUCAGCGAGAAGGAGCACCACACUGAGCAGGAAUGCCCCAAAAGGAGCCUGAGCUGCCAGCACUGCAGAGCACCCUGUAGCCACGUGGACCUGGAGGUACACUAUGAGGUCUGCCCCAAGUUUCCCUUAACCUGUGAUGGCUGUGGCAAGAAGAAGAUCCCUCGGGAGAAGUUUCAGGACCAUGUUAGAGCAUGCAGCAAAUGCCGGGUUCUCUGCAGAUUCCACACAGUUGGCUGUUCAGAGAUGGUGGAGACUGAGAACCUGCAGGAUCAUGAGGUGCAGCGGCUACGGGAACACCUAGCCCUACUGCUGAGCUCAUUCCUGGAGGCCCAGGCCUCCCCGGGAACCUUGAACCAGGUGGGGCCAGAGCUACUCCAGCGGUGCCAGAUUUUGGAGCAGAAGAUAGCCACCUUUGAGAACAUCGUCUGCGUCUUGAACCGUGAAGUAGAGAGGGUAGCAGUGACUGCAGAGGCUUGUAGCCGGCAGCACCGGCUAGACCAGGACAAGAUUGAGGCCCUGAGUAACAAGGUGCAACAGCUGGAGAGGAGCAUUGGCCUCAAGGACCUGGCCAUGGCUGACCUGGAGCAGAAGGUCUCCGAGUUGGAAGUAUCCACCUAUGAUGGGGUCUUCAUCUGGAAGAUCUCUGACUUCACCAGAAAGCGUCAGGAAGCCGUAGCUGGCCGGACACCGGCUAUCUUCUCCCCAGCCUUCUACACAAGCAGAUAUGGCUACAAGAUGUGUCUACGGGUCUACUUGAAUGGCGACGGCACUGGGCGGGGAACUCAUCUGUCUCUCUUCUUCGUGGUGAUGAAAGGCCCCAAUGAUGCUCUGUUGCAGUGGCCUUUUAAUCAGAAGGUAACAUUGAUGUUGCUGGACCAUAACAACCGGGAGCAUGUGAUCGACGCAUUCAGGCCUGAUGUAACCUCGUCCUCCUUCCAGAGGCCUGUCAGUGACAUGAACAUAGCCAGUGGCUGCCCCCUCUUCUGCCCUGUGUCCAAGAUGGAGGCCAAGAAUUCCUAUGUGCGGGAUGAUGCUAUCUUCAUCAAAGCUAUUGUGGACCUAACAGGACUCUAGCCACGCCUACUAAGAAUAGCAGCUCAAUGAGGAGCUGUCACAUUAGGCCAGCCAGGCCCUGCCACACACAGGUGGGCAGGCUUGGUGUAAAUGCUUUAGGGCCUCAGCCUAAAGCCAAUCACCAUCACACAGAAAGGCAGGAAGAAGCCUCCAGUUGGUCUUCAGCUGGCAAACAGUUGGACGGUCCACUGAGCUCAAGGGCCUGGUGGAGCCCGCCGGGGAGCUUCUCAGCUUUCCAGUAGGAAAGCUCCUGCUGUCUCCUCUGUCUGGGGAAGGGAGAGACCCAUGGGUGGGUGCUCAGAAAGGGCCUCUCCAGAGAGAGCCUCAAGAGCUGCAGCAGGUACAAAGUGACUGGCCUUCCCCACCCCAUCCUUUGGAAAAGAGGUAGGGGCUGCACAGGAGAAGGCAUGCGCCUGCAGGGUGUAGCCCAAGAGAGAAGCUCUCUGACACAUAGGCACUCACUGGAGAAGGGCCUGCCUGGGCUGCACAGCCCUGCCAGGUGGCCUGUAUGGGGGAGAAGUGAUUAAACUGUUGAGAUGACU